Messenger RNA from Pogonomyrmex barbatus (red harvester ant), 1654 nucleotides. It is a transcript of the gene DCTN4-p62, whose product is annotated as dynactin subunit 4. NCBI's taxonomy places the organism in Eukaryota, Metazoa, Arthropoda, Insecta, Hymenoptera, Formicidae. Gene Ontology annotation, cellular component: dynactin complex. The record is from RefSeq and is a predicted model, not a curated record.
UGUCCUUGUUGCUUUCAAACAUUAUGUACAAGAGCAGGAUUAGCACCAGUGAGAACAGCAGCAACUGUGGCUGAAGGUGAAGAAAACAAGGAUGUUAAAGCUACUCCCAAAAAAGUAUAUUAUUUAUUCUGUUCAUUAUGCCGAUGGAGUUCUCGAGAUGCAGGAAUACCUGAUCAAUCCGUAGCAACUGGAGGAUGGCCCGAGCAGGAAAAUCCACAUGUAAUUCGUAUUAAUGCUCUUAUUGAUUAUCAUAAGAUAUUGGCUUCUAUAGAGAAACAACAGUGUGAAAGAAAGAAAUUUCAUCCAAAACGUUCUUUUAUGCCAGCUACAAUGUACAGUUUUACAUCAGCACUAGUUCGCAAGCGUAUCGGACGUCCCAUAAAACCACCAAUGCAAUCUCAAUCGUCUGCUCAACCAGUACCAUCCGUUGCAAGCGAGGAAGUAGAGGAAUUACCGGGAGAUAUAUUUACAGAAUCUGUAGAUAUAACUAAAAUUACUACGUUGGAACAAAGAUUACAGCAUCCAGAGGUGCAAGCUGAGAAGAUAAAUGAAUUACGCCCUCAGCACAGACAGUUUUUGGUCAAACGAUCACAACGUUGCAGAGUGUGUGAACAUAAUGUUAGCAAAUCGGAUCUCUGCCCCCAAUCUACAAAAUUCAAGAUUUUAUUAGCUGCAUUUUAUCAUAUUCCAGAAGUAAAGAUCGUUACUUGCGAACCACUUCGACCAGGGAAAUCAAGUGAAUUGCUUCUUAAAUUCUGCAAUCCAACGCAGCAUCAGACUCAAAUAACUAUUCUGCAUUUAAAUACUUCGUUAUCUACUUCACUGAUUGAAGAAAAAGACGCUAAACAGGAGGAUACACAAGGAAGUGAAUCUCCAAAUUUGCUGCCAUCUGCUGUACGGCAAGCACCUGUGACAGAAGAUCCUAAACCAAUAAAAAUUAUACCAAAUGCAGAUUUGCUGCUGCCCCACAGCUCAUUUAUACUUCCACCAAGAGAUGAUGCUGCUGAAUAUGAUGAUACAAGUGAUAAUCAUAAUUUUCAAGAUGAUCCAAAGCUUGUAGUAUGGCGUAAAGGGAACAAAGCUGUAAUACGUUUAUACGUAACUCCGCACGAUGCUAAUAAAAAUAAUGAAAAUCCAAUUACAGUUGGAUUUGUCAUGCAACAUGGAUACGUAAAUACCAUUGCAGCAUUGGAACAUAAAUCACCACAAAAGGUAGAUGUAAAAGUGAAGUUAUAUCUUAAUGUUGGUCAAUUAAUUCGUGAAGUAUAAUUUGUUUCAAUUUGGGAUGAUUACAGAGAUACAGAAUACUCUGUAUAUGAAUGCUUUAUAAUUUUUCGCUUAUAUAAUAGCUCAUGAAAUUAUAAUAUUAAGGACGUUUAAAUAUUUAUAAUUCAAUGUAUUAUCUUAUAGUAUAUUUAUCGGUACUAAAAACAUAAAGCGUAUGAUGCAAGUUGUUAAUCCAUAUACAUACAAAUUUUAUAUACUUUUUCAAAAUUUAUUAUUAAUUUAUUUAUAAUUAAAUUUAUCAUAUUGUUCUAUAUUAUAUAAUUAAAAAAAUCGAUUUUUACAUUAAGAAUUUUCAUAUAUUCGUUAUCACGCGAAAUUGUUUCAUAAGGAUAUUGUAAUAAGUAUAUAAAGCAUAAUUUUAUAGAAA